UGAACACACAGUAGAACGAGUGUGCACCCUCUUGUUGCAUGCUGGUAUCAUAGAAACAUCAGGCUAAACUUACAUCAGUGAAUUGACAUUGGUCUUUCCAGUAAGAAAAUGGCCCGAGCCAUGGGGAACCUCGUUAACGCAGAGAUAAAUGACCGCACAAGAGAAGACAGCUUUCGGGUUUGGCAUCACCCAAAUAUUCCAAUAGGAUCGCUCGUGACUGGAGGAUUUUCCUGUAUAAAUUCCGAGACUUCAACAGUGGCAUGCACCGCCUGUGGACUGGAGGUAGACGCUUCAAAUCUGAACGGUACAAAUCUUUCUGUCUACCAUGUCCAACGUUCUCCUGAGUGUUUGUUUUUCUACCCAGAUCACCCUUACAGAAAGCUGUCAGACCGCAUACAGACCUACCUGUAUUGGUUGGGUUACAGAGGGGCCCCGGAUAUUGAUGAUCUCGCUACAGCUGGAUUCUAUGUUACCGAAUUUGGCCAGGAGGAAGUUCGAUGUUUCUGCUGCGAUUUACUUUGUCCAUUGACACUGAGACAAAUAGAUGAUAUCAGAAAGGAACACGCUCUUCUUAGCCCGAACUGUGCAUUCAGCAAUAACAGUUGAAGUCAGCUAUGAUAUAUGUCUUGUACAAUGCCUCUGCCAUGCAACUGAGCAAUAUUUCCGGUUGUUAUAUGCAUCAUACUUAAGAAUGACACGACUAAAUGUGAGAAGAGAAACUACGUUCUCUAAAUUAACCUUAGAACACCAGAAAUAAUGUUGCAAUGAUUGUAUUUAACUUUGUGCCUAGGAAAGUAUGCUGGAUUGAUUCCAGUAGAAACAUUGACCCCAUGAUGACACUGAGCGUUGAGUUAAUAUUGAAGUGUACCUGCUAAUGCAUUCGGUGAUUAAGUGCACGUGUAAACAAACUGUAAUCGGUGAUGUACCCAACAAUAUAUAUCUAUAUAUUUGUUAAUUGAUCGUUAA
Molecule: messenger RNA, 966 nt
Organism: Mizuhopecten yessoensis (Yesso scallop)
Lineage: Eukaryota; Metazoa; Mollusca; Bivalvia; Pectinida; Pectinidae
Exons: 3
Coding region: 109-606 (165 amino acids)
Cellular component (GO): cytoplasm; nucleus
Source: RefSeq, a predicted model, not a curated record